This is a messenger RNA of Oncorhynchus tshawytscha (Chinook salmon), 2042 nucleotides long. RefSeq names its product cyclin-dependent kinase 20 (gene cdk20). The record is from RefSeq and is a predicted model, not a curated record. The transcript is spliced from 8 exons. NCBI's taxonomy places the organism in Eukaryota, Metazoa, Chordata, Actinopteri, Salmoniformes, Salmonidae. Gene Ontology annotation, cellular component: nucleus. Gene Ontology annotation, molecular function: cyclin-dependent protein serine/threonine kinase activity; ATP binding. Bases 246 to 1277 code for a protein of 343 amino acids. Gene Ontology annotation, biological process: protein phosphorylation.
UUAUGGUCACGUGAUAACAACACUGUCGUCAAUGUAAAAACCGUCACCUACCGUUUAUUACUAGGGAGAUAAAAACGAUGCUCUACAUUGACAGCUAGUUUACUGUAUUACACGAUGUAUUAGAUAUACCAGAAAUGUGUAGAUGUUCUUACUUACCAAAAAAAAAAAAACAUUUGGUUGAAAAAGCCAGGCGUUUUAAUCAACAAGAGAGUUUAGCUAACGUUAACCUUCUUCUGUAAUUGACCAUGGAUCAAUAUAGUAUUUUGGGUAGAAUAGGAGAAGGAGCCCAUGGCAUUGUUUUCAAAGCAAAACAUAUCGAGACUGGAGAGACUGUGGCUCUGAAGAAAGUAGCUCUGAGAAAGUUGGAGGAUGGGAUCCCCAACCAAGCCCUCAGAGAGAUCAAGGCUUUACAGGAGAUUGAAGACAACCAAUAUGUGGUGAAGCUCAAGGACGUGUUUCCCCACGGUACAGGGUUCGUCUUGGUGUUUGAGUACAUGCUCUCUGACCUCUCUGAGGUCAUCAGGAACUCUCAGAGGCCUCUCACCGAGGCACAUGUCAAAGGUUACAUGAUGAUGCUGCUCAAAGGGGUUGCCUUCUGCCACGAGAACUCCAUCAUGCACAGAGAUCUGAAACCAGCCAACCUGCUCAUCAGCUCUACAGGUCAUCUGAAGAUAGCAGACUUUGGCCUGGCCAGACUUUUCAACAACGACGGAGAGCAUCUCUACAGCCAUCAGGUGGCCACCAGGUGGUAUCGAGCACCAGAACUGCUCUAUGGGGCAAGAAAAUACGACGAAGGUGUAGAUCUCUGGGCAGUGGGUUGUAUCUUUGGGGAACUUCUGAAUAACUCCCCUCUGUUCCCUGGAGAGAAUGACAUAGAACAGUUGUGCUGUGUUCUCCGAGUCCUGGGGACACCUAACCAGCGCAUGUGGCCGGAGAUCACAGAGCUGCCUGACUACAAUAAGAUCACUUUUAAGGAGAACCCUGCCAUCCCUCUUGAGGAGAUAGUACCUGAUACCUCACCUCAGGCUGUGGACCUGCUCAACAAGUUCCUGGUCUACCCCUCUAAACAGAGGAUUAGCGCCAGACAGGCCCUGCUCCAUCCCUAUUUGUUCUCUGAGCCGCUGCCGGCCCACCACUCGGAGCUGCCUAUCCCCCAGCACGGAGGGAAACAUUCCCGUCAGCGACUCCAGCCUCCUGUCGAAUUCUCUGUAGAUCUGCCCCUCUCAGAGAGCCUGGUGGACCCUGCUUUGGUCCAGGGACAUGCCUGGUGUCUAUGAUUGACUGGCCCCCAAUGCUUUUCAUAGCCUGGUUGAGAGUAGCACUUAGGCUGGUUUAAUCAGGUUUUUAUGUUUGACUGUCAGAGCCUGGUGGACCCUGCACGGGUACACGGUGUGCAUGACUGUUCUUCAUGUUCAUCCCAGGCUGCUUAAACCAGGGGUGUAUUCACUAAGAAAACCAACCGGGACCGAACGGAACCAAACGGAACCGAACGGGACCAAACGGGACCGAACGGAACCAAACGGGACCAAACGGAACCAAACGGGAUUUGUCCAAUGGAAAACACAUGUUCUCGUUGCAAAUCGUUUUACAUUGCAAAACUGUUUUUGCAACGGUGUGUGACUAAUGAAUACAUCCCAGAAUGUAGCCUGGUGGAUCCUGCUCUGGUCUAAGGACACGCCUAUGACCCACUGUUCUUCCUCGUUUUGAGUCAUCCAUCCUAGCCUGAGUCCAGAUCUGUUUGUGCUGUCUUGCCAUCUCCAUUUGCUGUCAUUGUUAUGGAAGUUGGGAGUUGGCAAGACAGCACAAACAGAUAAGGAACUCAGGCUAUGUUAACUGCACCAUAGAAUAUUGAUAUUGGUAUGUAGAUAAUGCAUGGCUGUGAUGUAGAAAGCCAUGUCAUUUUCUUAAUUUGUGUGUUUGUUGUUCUGCAGGAUUCAGUUGUGUGUGUGUGUGUGUGUGAGAGACGGUAUGGACAGCCUUGCUGACUCAUGGUGCUCAUUGUCGUCGCGUUGACUAUCAUUAAAUAUGAAGACCAAACAUUA